AUAAUAAUAAUAAUAAUAAUAAUAAUAAUAAUAAUAAUUACAACGCCGGCCCAUAGGGCCUGGCAUGGAUUAACGGGGCAAGGUGACUAGGGCGAGAGGGCCCGCCCCCCUCACGCUGACGCCUCACCACGAAAGAGUCACAACCUCCGAAACUACAACCUCCAAGUCCUAGGCCGCUCUUCAAAGUCCACUACAUCCGAGCCUGCACACCUAGCAUAUCGAGCUAGGGAAACGCCGCGUUAUAGUAGUGGAGCACUGCCAGUUCGUGCAAACCGAGGAGCCAUGGCGCUCCUCCUCGAGCCUUGGAUCUUGAGCCUUGUCUUGAACCUUGGACCUCGCCACUAAAUCGGACUUCUGCACCACGACCUUUCUAGGUUGCAGCGGGCAUAAGCCCGCAAUUGCCACUAAGGGCAAUUACCUAUCAUUCGUGGGAUCACCAAUCGGUUGCGCACCAAUCUUUCGCCUUUUGCAUAAUUGGGCUUUUAUCCGGAUUCGUACCCGGGUCCCUUCUGCCGUAAGGACGAGUCAAAUCGCUAACUGAGUUAGCGAUCCGGUGAUUGGCGGCGUCGGGGUCGUUGCCAGCCGGUUGGUAUACCAUAUCCCUGUCCUUGAUGACCGCAACCAGCUGCAACAGAAGCCUGCGAUACAAGAAUCAACGCGUAUCCAGUGCGUUCCGGCCGUUGUCCAGAGUGUCCGAGCCCCCCCCAUUUUGGAGGCUGACGCUCACGUACCGCACAACCUCACCAUACGUGGGAGUGGGCUUCUACGAAACCGGCGACGUUGAAUAUUCAUACCCCUGCCCGGUAGUGCUCGAACCCACGGAGGCCAUUAUUUCUGUACCCGUGCCGGCCGCCUUCACCUACACCGCCAGCCCCAACACCGUGACGCUGACGCCAGCUGAUUGCGGCUGGGCUGCCGGGUCCACAUUUGACAGCUUUUUCCUCAUUACGUAUGUGGAGGGGGAUGAUGCUCCAGUGUCCGAGUUGCUAAUCGAUUCGUUCACCAUAGAAACAGGCAUCGCUCCUUCGCCGCCCCCGUCACCGGCUCCACCGCCCAGCCCCGAGCCGCCCAGCCCCGCGCCCCUAGCUUUUGGCAACACCCGCGCCGUUGCCUUUAGCUCGCUGCCUGUGGGAGCGCUCACCAGCUCCUCGCUGUCGGCCCAGGGCAUUGAGCUGUCUGCCGGCAGCAAUCCCGUCAGCCCGGCCUGGGGCGAGGUGGUGGACUGCGCGGCGGGCUGGAGCUAUGGCGGCGGCACCAUCAUGACCGCCGCCGGCUGCACGCAGGCCCUGCGCUUCCCGUACGACGACUUCAGCGAGUCGUUCCGUCCUGCCUCGCCCCCCAGCAUGUUCUGGAGCCUCAGCCUCACGUACCGCACCACGCUGCCAUACGUGACCCUGUACCUGUACCCCACCAGCGGCCAGGGCAACGCCAACGCCUGCAAGGUGCGGCUGAACCGCACCGAGCCCAUCGCCAGCCCCAGGCCGCCGGCCUUCGUGUACUCCGCGUCCAACAGUGUGACCGUGACGGCGUCCGAGUGCGGCUGGAGCGCUGGGUCCACGUUCUUCAGCUUUUCAUUUUACGUGGGCGUGGAGGGUAGCUCAGCCGGCAUCGAUGUUUUCGAGCUGCUGCUCGAUUCAUUCACUAUGGUAACGGGCAUGGCUCCCUCGCCCUCGCCCUCUCCUCCCUCGCCGGCGCCCCCGUCACCGGAGCCACAAAGCCCUGCACCGCCCAGCCCCGAGCCCCCCAGCCCGAUGCCGCCCAGCCCAGAGCCACCCUCGCCGGCACCACCGAGCCCCGAGCCCCCCAGCCCCGCGCCGCCCAGCCCGGCGCCUCGAGCCUUCGGCAGCAGCAGCCUCACCGUCAGCUUUGAUGCGCUGCCGCUUGGAAGCCUAACGCUCACGUCGCUGGAGGCACAAGACAUUCGCCUGGCCCACCAAAACGAAAGCAACGCCUUGCCCGGAUGGGGACAGGUGGUGGACUGCGCUGCAGGCUGGACGACUGAUGACAGUUGGGCUAUGACUGCCACCGGCUGCAACAAGACCCUGCGCCUUACGAACGCACUAUCGGACUUCUUCCUGCCAUUGUCACCGCCCAGCACGUUCUGGAAGCUCUCGAUUACGUACCGCACCACAUUUAGGUACACGGUACUUUUGCUGUACGGCACCGGCGAUGUCAGCCACGUGUGCGACCGGGUGCUGCAGAGGUCAGAUCCGACCCCCUUGCCCAACCCGACCAAGUUCACCUACACCGCCGCGCCCAUCACGUUUACGGUGACUCCGGCGGACUGUGGCUGGGCUGCUGGGUCUACAUUCGACAGGUUUGCCAUCUCGAUUAGUACAUAUUUAGCAUUCGGCGACGACCGCGUCGACUUACUGCUCGAUUCAUUCACCAUGGACACGGGGAGCGCUCCUUCGCCCCCGCCCCCACCCCCAUCCCCCCCCAUGCCCCCGCCGCUGCCGCCGUCACCCCCGCCGCUGCCGCCGUCACCCCCGUCACCGGAGCCUAUGGUUUUCGGCAGCACCCGCACCGUCAGCUUCGACACGUUUGAGCUUGGAUCCCUGACAGGGACUUCGCUUGAAGCGAAGGGCCUGGCCCUGUCCAACUACCCUGAUGGCACCGACCACCUAAGGGGUGAGGUUGUGGACUGCGCCGCCGGUUGGUAUAACAAUGUACCCAUGAACGCAGCCGGCUGCAAUAGAAGCCUGCUAUACAAGGAUGAAGGCUCAUCCAAUGCCUUCCGGCCGUUGUCCAGAGUGUCCGGGCCCCCCCCGUUUUGGAGGCUGACGCUCACGUACCGCACAACCUCACCAAACGUGGGAGUGGGCUUCUAUGGAACCGGCGACGUUGAAUAUUCAUACUCCUGCGCGGUAAGGCUCAAACCCACGGAGACCAUUGCUGAACCCGCGGUGGCCGAAUUCACCUACACCGCCAGCCCCAACACCGUGACGCUGACGCCAGCUGAUUGCGGCUGGGCUGCCGGGUCCACAUUUGACAGCUUUUUCCUCUACAUGUCUAUGACGGCGGGUGUUGCUCCAGUGUUCGAAUUGCUAAUCGAUUCGUUCACCAUAGAAACAGGCAUCGCUCCUUCGCCGCCCCCGUCGCCAGCACCGCCGCCGCCCAGGACCAUCCCAUGGCCGCCCAGCCCCGAGCCACCCAGCCCCGCGCCGCCAAUCCCACUGUUCGCCAGCACACGCGUCGUCAGCGUUGAAGCGCUGCCGCUCGGUAAUCUUGCCAGCACCUCGCUUCUGGGUCUCGGCAUUGGUCUAGACGCUGACAUGUAUACUUCAUCGCCUGCGUGGGGCGAGGUGGUGGAUUGCGCCGGUGGCUGGAGCUACGAGGGAACUACCAUGACCGCCGCCGGCUGCAACCAGACCCUGCGCUUUCCGUAUCAGGGUUUUACCGGCAGGUUUGAGCCCCUGUGGGCUCCACAUGGCGGGUUCUACAGCCUCUCCCUGACGUACCGCACCACACUGCCGUGGGUGCAACUGGAGCUUUUUAACUUUCAGUAUUGUACAUUGCGGCUGAACGGCACAGAGUCCAUCGUCAGGCCCAGACCAGCCGCAUUCACCUACGCCGUGUCAAAGACUGUGACAGUGACACCGGAAGCGUGCGGCUGGGCGGCUGGGUCAACCUUCCUCAAUUUUAACUUCGAUGUGAAGUACAUCCCUGGUGGUAUUGACGUGUACGAGCUGCUGAUCGAUUCGCUAACCCUGGAAAUGGAACCUCCUCCUCAGCCCAACCCGCCUAGCCCCCCGCCGCUACCGCCGCCCUCGCCGGCUCCGGAUCAGCGGAUUGCCAGCUUCACCUCGCUGCCUGUGGGCGCGCUCACCAGCUCCUCGCUGUCAGCCCAGGGCAUUGAGCUGUCUGCCGGCAGCAAUCCCGUCAGCCCGGCCUGGGGCGAGGUGGUGGACUGCGCGGCGGGCUGGAGCUAUGGCGGCGGCACCACCAUGACCGCCGCCGGCUGCACGCAGGCCCUGCGCUUCCCGUACGACGACUUCAGCGAGUCGUUCCGUCCUGCCUCGCCCCCCAGCAUGUUCUGGAGCCUCAGCCUCACGUACCGCACCACGCUGCCAUACGUGACCCUGUACCUCGGCCAGGGCAACGCCAGCGCCUGCAAGGUGCGGCUGAACCGCACCGAGCCCAUCGCCAGCCCCAGGCCGCCAGCCUUCGUGUACUCCGCGUCCAACAGUGUGACCGUGACGGCGUCCGAGUGCGGCUGGGGCGCUGGGUCCACGUUCUUCAGCUUUUCAUUUUACGUGGGCGUGGAGGGUAGCUCAGCCGGCAUCGACGUUUCUGAGCUGCUGCUCGACUCGUUCACCAUGGAAACGGGCAUGGCUCCCUUGCCCUCGCCCUCUCCUCCCUCGCCGGCGCCCCCGUCACCGGAGCCACAAAGCCCUGCACCGCCGAGUCCCCAGCCCCCCAGCCCGAUGCCGCCCAGCCCAGAGCCGCCCUCGCUGGCACCACCGAGCCCCGAGCCCCCCAGCCCCGCGCCGCCCAGCCCGGCGCCUCAGGCUUUCGGCAGCACCCGCACCGUCAGCUUUGAUGCGCUGCCGCUUGGAAGCCUAACGCUCACGUCGCUGGAGGCACAAGACAUUCGCCUGGCCCACCAAAACGAAAGCAACGCCUUGCCCGGAUGGGGACAGGUUGUGGACUGCGCUGCAGGCUGGACGACUGAUGACAGUUGGGCUAUGACUGCCACCGGCUGCAACAAGACCCUGCGCCUUACGAAUGAACUAUCGGACUUCUUCCUGCCAUUGUCACCGCCCAGCACGUUCUGGAAGCUCUCAAUUACAUACCGGACCACAUUUGCGUACACGGGCCUUGUGCUGUACGACACCGGCGAUGUCAACAACUUCUGCGAACAGACGCUGGAGAGGUCAGAUCCGACCCCCUUGCCCAACCCGACCACGUUCACCUACACCGCCGCGCCCAUCACGUUUACGGUGACUCCGGCGGACUGUGGCUGGGAUGCUGGGUCUACAUUCGACAGGUUUGCAAUCUUCAUUUACACAUUUAUGGCCGUUGGCCGCGACCGCGUCGAAUUACUGCUUGAUUCGUUCACCAUGAAAACGGGGAGCGCUCCUUCACCCCCGCCCCCGCCCCCGUCACCCCCCAUGCCCCCGCCCCGGCCGCCUUCACCCCCGCCGCUGCCGCCGUCACCCCCGUCACCGGAGCAUAUGGUUUUCGGCAGCACCCGCACCGUCAGCUUUGACACGCUGGAGAUUGGAUUACUGACAGAGACUUCGCUUGAAGCGCAGGGCCUGGCCCUGUCUGACUACCCCUUCGGCACGGGUCACUUUAAAAUGACCUGGGGACAGGUUGUGGACUGCGCCGCCGGUUGGUAUCUCGCAGCAGCAGCAGUAAGCAUGAACGCAGCCGGCUGCAAAAGAAGCCUGCAAUACAAGGAUGAAGGCUUCAGCAGUGCGUUCCGGCCGUUGUCCAGAGUGUCUGAGCCCCCCCCGUUUUGGAGGCUGACGCUCACGUACCGCACAACCUCACCAAACGUGCGAGUGGGCUUCUACAAAACUGGCGACGUUGAAUACUCCAACUUCUGCCAGGUAGAGCUCAAACCCACGGAGACCAUUGCUGGACCCGCGCCGGCCGCGUUCACCUACACCGCCGGCCCCAACACCGUGACGAUGACGCCAGCUGAUUGCGACUGGGAUGCCGGGUCUACAUUCGACAGCUUUUUCUUCUACAUUGCUAUGGCGGAUGAUGAUGCUCCAGUGUCCGAGUUGCUAACCGGUAAGCAAUUUGUUGGUGGGGCCCCGGGGAGCAGCUUGGUGUAUGGAGCAGCUUGGUAUGUCCUAUAAAACAUUGGUGUAGAUAGCGCAUGCAAUCAAACAUAGGGGCAGGGGGGGGGGGGUUAGGAACAAACAUUU
Molecule: messenger RNA, 5882 nt
Organism: Chlamydomonas reinhardtii
Lineage: Eukaryota; Viridiplantae; Chlorophyta; Chlorophyceae; Chlamydomonadales; Chlamydomonadaceae
Exons: 11
Coding region: 612-5813 (1733 amino acids)
Source: RefSeq, a predicted model, not a curated record